GGUCGAGUGAGUCCUCGUUGGUCGACUGGAAGGCGACCUCUUCUAGGGAUGUCCUAGGGUAAGUUACUUGGGACAGGUCCGUGACCCUACCCUAGGUACAUAACCCCAUCACUUGGCGAGCCAGGGUUUUGCUCCUUCUCUGAACAAUGGCGCUGCUGCCGUUGCUGCCCCAACUGAAAAUGUCAUUCCGUUGUUGGAUGUGGCCAGGUGGCAGACUGAGGUGGUAGAUUAUUUGAGUGAUGUGAUGAAUGCACACAUCUCCUCUGUUAGUGAGGAGAACAUGAACUUGAGAAACCAUGUUGAGUCUUGCAUGACCAGUUUGCUUGCAAUGAUUGACGGGCGCAACGCCAGCAAUGUCAAUUCGUGCAGUGAGAUGUUGGGGGGUGCGGUUUCAAGAGUAGGCGACUGCAGGCUGCGGGUGGUGGGUGGUGAGGUUCGCUUCGUUGAUAGUCAUGAACAUAACACGAGUGCUCUGGCUGAUGCCACCGGGAAAAGCAAUAUACAGGAGGCAACAGGUCCAUCCACUUAUAGACUCGUGAACCCGACUAUUAGGAAGCGCCUUGGAACGGAUCUGAUGACAAACUUGGGUGCUGCCACCGCCCUCUCACAGAGCAGUUUGCUUGGGUGGUUUCCUGUGGCUCCACCAAGUAAACGCUCAAGGAUGACGACUGACUACUCGAUUGCAAACCCGAUGGGGGUAGCUGUUUCUGAGCUGGAGGGGAAGAGAAGAGAUGAUCGUUUCUAUGCGAAGGCCAUGGAUUCAUCGGUUAAUGAUUUGUCUAGGGUCUGGUUCAAGCAUCGGCGCCCAUAUCACAUUGAGAUGACUGGUGAGCAGGUGGUGGAAGAGUUUCGCAUCGAAAAUGAUCUUGCAAGUAAAGGUCUUGACUCAAUUCUUCGUUUGGGGAUCUGCCCGCCCGCGUCAGGGAGGCUGAUCAUUGGUCCUGAUUGGGAGUUUAAAGUUGCAUACACUGCUGGGUACUGGAGGAGGGCAGAUGUCCGUGCGAUGUUUAAUGAACUACCGCCGGGGCUUAAGUGCGAAGUGGCCCUGGUGGUGGUGUACCUUGGUCAAGGAUGGAGUCUAUAUGCCUUUGACGUUCUCCGCAGGGUUCUUCAUGUGAUUGAUCCGAACAUUUGCAAGCCUGGUGAGAGCAAGAUCAAAGCAAAACACUUGCGGAAUGCGGGGGAGCUGCUAGAUGGGUUCAUCAAGUGUGGUGACAUGUUCUGGGGCGAGGGGAAAGUGCCGAACAAUGGAUGGUCUUACUGUUUCCACGCUACAUGUACCUAUGAGAGUACGGACACGGCGAUGCAGGUGGUGCGCCACAUCAUCAACUUUGUCCCUGGACAGCAUCCAAUGAACUUGACUGCGGGUGCAUCGGUUGCUCUCAAGAAGAAGCUCCUUCAGUCUGUCCUCACGAUGGCGGGUAAUGAUGGCAGCCUCCCACGCCGUGUCGAAGCAUGAUUGACAUUCCGGAAGGGCUGGUUUACCACAUAGUUUAAAACUCUGUGCCCUGCGUAUGUUGCAACCGCAGGGGCUUUAU
This is a messenger RNA of Triticum aestivum (bread wheat), 1538 nucleotides long. RefSeq lists its product as uncharacterized. The coding region runs from base 245 to 1459 and encodes 404 amino acids. The transcript has 10 exons. The record is from RefSeq and is a predicted model, not a curated record. Lineage: Eukaryota; Viridiplantae; Streptophyta; Magnoliopsida; Poales; Poaceae.